Molecule: messenger RNA, 8908 nt
Organism: Alosa alosa (allis shad)
Lineage: Eukaryota; Metazoa; Chordata; Actinopteri; Clupeiformes; Clupeidae
Gene: cacna1ha
Product: calcium channel, voltage-dependent, T type, alpha 1H subunit a
Exons: 35
Coding region: 609-7736 (2375 amino acids)
Biological process (GO): calcium ion import; calcium ion transmembrane transport; membrane depolarization during action potential
Cellular component (GO): voltage-gated calcium channel complex; voltage-gated sodium channel complex; plasma membrane
Molecular function (GO): low voltage-gated calcium channel activity; voltage-gated sodium channel activity
Source: RefSeq, a predicted model, not a curated record
UCUACCGCAAUGAUUUGAGUGGAUGGUAGAUGGAUAGCCUACUUGCAUGCCGAGAUGAGACAACGGAUCGCUGAUAAAGGUUAUCAUUUACAAGGAGAGCAAAGCGGAUUUGGAAACCUGAUGAUCAAAAUUACCGAGAGAAUCUGAACAUUUCGAUAUGAUUGCACAUUUUCUGUAUUAGAUCGUAAAGACUCUAUGUAAUAGCAGGUUCGAGUACGUCUGAAACCACGUCACGUUUCAAUGCUCUUGGUGGACCAGAAGUUUGGCGUGUCAGAUCUGGAGAGACCCUCGAACAACACGGACGCGCAAAAUCGGUUUGGCAUAUUUCUUGGGGUAGUGGUGGACAUUUACUCAAGAUGUCUCAUUGCACUAUAAAAUAGUUUUUUUUCGACAAACACGGAAGGACCCGAUAACAUCGCAGGUUUUGCGCAACAUUCGGAUUAUUGUAUCUUCUAAGGAAAACGCACUGGGAGUAGGCAGUAUGGAUUGCAACGAAAGCCAAACCUUCCCCAGAAAGGAUUUGCCUGCGGUACACUGAAAGUGCAGGAAAUGCUUAUGGGAACUAUCAAUUCCUUAUCUAUAAGGAUAUCAUUGCCAGACGCUCUAUCAUGACUGAUGGCGAGGGGAGAGAACACUUUCACAACUUGGAGAGCGAGGGGGAGAGAGGACCCAUUUCUGCUCUGUACCGAGCGCCUGGUCAGGGCGAAGACACUGGCGAUGAGGAGGAGAGGGGUAGCACAUGGAUCCCUGUGCCCGAGUCUACUCGGGCGCAGGGUUCCAGCGGGCGCGACCCAACUCCGGAUCUGGCGUCGGAUGAUGAGGAGCAGCCUCCUUACCCGUUACUUGCGCCUGUUGUGUUUUUCUGCAUGAAACAGACCACUCGACCACGUAGCUGGUGUCUAAGAAUGGUUUGUAAUCCGUGGUUCGAGCACAUCAGCAUGCUGGUCAUCCUACUGAACUGCGUGACACUGGGCAUGUAUCGGCCCUGCGAAGACAUCGACUGCAAGGCCGAGUGGUGUCUCAUCCUGCAGGCAUUAGACGACUGCAUCUUCGCCUUCUUUGCCAUAGAGAUGAUCAUGAAGAUGGUGGCCUUUGGGAUCUGGGGAUCUAAGUGUUAUCUGGGUGACACAUGGAACCGCCUGGACUUCUUCAUCGUGAUGGCAGGGAUGAUGGAGUACUCACUGGAUGGCCACAACGCCAGCCUGUCAGCCAUCCGGACUGUGCGAGUGCUUCGGCCCCUCCGAGCCAUUAACAGAGUCCCCAGUAUGAGGAUACUGGUAACUCUUCUCCUCGAUACUCUGCCUAUGUUAGGCAACGUCCUUCUCCUGUGCUUUUUUGUCUUCUUUAUUUUCGGCAUUGUCGGGGUGCAACUGUGGAGUGGGUUGCUGAGGAACAGGUGUUUUCUGGCAGACGAGAACCUGUCUAAUCUGUCGUUCCUGGACUCCUACUACAUGGACGAGGAGGGCGAGGAAAGUCCCUUCAUCUGCUCCUUGCCCAAAGACAACGGCAUGCAGCACUGCACGGAUGUGCCUGCCUACAAGGAGCCUGGCAAGGAGUGUCAACUCAUCCCGCCGCCGCCGUUCCAGGCCCUCGCCAACUUGGGCGCUGGCCUGGCCAUGGGUGCGGGCAUGGGGGGCAGUGGGAACAGCUGCAUCAACUGGAACCUGUACUACAAUGUGUGCAAAGCCGGGGACAAGAACCCGCACAAUGAUGCAGUGAACUUUGAUAACAUUGGAUUUGCUUGGAUUGCUAUUUUCCAGGUGAUCACUCUGGAAGGAUGGGUGGACAUCAUGUAUUAUGUAAUGGAUGCACACUCCUUUUACAAUUUUAUAUAUUUUAUACUGCUCAUUAUAGUGGGCUCAUUCUUCAUGAUAAACUUGUGCCUAGUUGUGAUCGCAACCCAGUUUGCGGAGACGAAGCAGCGGGAGAACCAGCUGAUGAUGGACCAGCGGAAGCGCUACCUCUCCAACGACAGCACGCUGGCCAGCUACUCGGAGCCGGGCAGCUGCUACGAGGAGAUGCUCAGGUACAUCAGCCACCUGUACCGCAAGGUCAAGCGCCGGUGCCUGCGCAUCUAUAACAACUGGCAGAGCAAGCGCCGCAAGAAGGUCAAUCCCAACAGUGACGGCUGUGCUGGCGGACUGGGUGGAGGGAGUGGUGGGGGUGGACUGGGCAGUGGCGGACUGAACGGACACGGCCGGCCGCGGGAACGCGAGUACUGGAUCCGGGCCAUGCGCAGUCUCAUCCGUCACCACGAGCACCACCACUGCAACCUGAGCAACGGUGCCCCCUAUGGGCAGCAACAGCAGCAGCAGGGAGGGCUAGAGACGUCGUCGUCGGGGACGUCAGGGGAGGCCGUGGAGAUGAGCACCCUCCAACCCCUCAGCGGCGGGCGCCACGCGCAGACAGUGCCCACCGUCUACCAGGAGGGCACGUGCCUCCCCAGCCCGACCUCCCCGGGCACCACCACCAGGGCCAGCGCGCCCACACAGCGGGACAGGCUGAACGGGGGCAUGAACUACCCCACUAUCCUCCCCUCCUUCGUCUGCAGCUACCCGGGAAACGCACCCCAGGGCAACGCCAGAGGGGAGACCAGCACGGACUCUGCAGACCCCAUGGAGAGGCUCCAGCAGAUGACGGAGGAACCAAGUCAGCAGCGUUUGCUGCUGCAGUUGAUGGGUGGCCUGGAGCCUGGCCCACUGCUCUUGCAGCUGGACAGCUGCCUGUACUGCUCCAGCGUUCUGAAGCGCAUGGAGCAGGAGUACGCCGAGUCCGAGAAUGCCAGGACAGAGGCCGAACUCGCCGACGGGAGGCCGGGCCACCGACAUCGCCACCGCCACCGCCACCCCAAGAGAAUUGUGGGCCGCGGCUGCCUGGCCCAGGCGUGGGGGGACUUCCAGGGCCGGCUCAAGUCCAUCGUGAACAGCAAGUACUUCAACCAGGGGAUCAUGAUCGCCAUUCUCAUCAACACGCUGAGCAUGGGCAUCGAGUACCACGAGCAGCCUGACGAGUUGACUGACAUCCUGGAGAUCAGCAACAUUGUGUUCACCAGCAUGUUCGUCCUGGAGAUGCUCUUCAAGCUGUUGGCCUUCGGGGUGUUCGGCUACAUCAAGAACCCCUACAACAUUUUCGAUGGGAUCAUUGUUGUCAUCAGUGUGUGGGAGAUCAUCGGUCAGGCGGACGGGGGCCUGUCCGUGCUGCGGACGUUCCGGCUGCUGCGGGUCCUGAAACUGGUGCGCUUCCUCCCAGCGCUGCGGCGGCAGCUGGUGGUCCUGAUGAAGACCAUGGACAACGUGGCCACCUUCUGCAUGCUCCUCAUGCUCUUCAUCUUCACCUUCAGUAUUCUUGGAAUGCAUCUGUUCGGAUGCAAGUUCAGCACGACCACGGAGAACGGGGACACCAUUCCGGACCGGAAGAACUUUGACUCUCUGCUGUGGGCCAUUGUCACUGUGUUUCAGAUUCUGACCCAGGAGGACUGGAACGUUGUGCUGUAUAAUGGCAUGGCCUCCACCACGCCUUGGGCUGCUCUCUAUUUUGUGGCCCUGAUGACCUUUGGAAACUACGUGCUGUUCAAUCUGCUGGUGGCCAUCCUUGUGGAAGGUUUUCAAGCAGAGGGGGACGCCUGUGAGAAGUCCGAGGCCGACGACGAGAAGAGGUCUUCCAAUUUCGAAGAGGAGGAGAGGGUGGACGAGCUACGAGACAGAGAGCUGAGGAUGCUGAUGAUGUCGGCCAAUGGGCAUGUGGACCCCCGAGGCUCGCUGGCGCCCCCUAUCAUCAUGCGCACAGCUGCCACCCCUAUGCCCACGCCCAAGAGCUCCCUGGGGCCCGAGUCCAUGCUGGGCUUUGGGGACUCCCGUCGCGGGAGCGGAGCGUCCAUUGACCCCAACACUUACGACCAGAGGUCCCUGACCAGCCCUCGGCGGUCCCCGUGCCACCCUCGUGGGCCGGGCAGCAACUGGGGCAGCCGGCGGUCCAGCUGGAACAGUCUGAGCCGCGCGCCGAGCCUCAAGAGGAAGGACACGUCCGGGGAGUGUGAGUCGCUCCUCUUGGGGGAGGGCCGGGGGAGCUUCGAAGACGACGAUGGGGGCGCGGGGGGUGCGGGGAGGCCAGGGACCGCUGGCGGAGGCUCCGUGCAGCACCCCGGGUCCCUGGACUUCCCAGACAUCCAGCUUGGCUCGGGCACAUACCAAUCGGGGGAGUAUCACGACUGCAAUGGGCGCAUGCUACACAUCCCUCCCGGCGUCAGCUCCGACCUGACCAGGGAAGACUCCAACACCGAUGAGGACCUGGAAGAUGGCUACUGCUACAGGUUAAAGAAGAUUCUAGAAUCCUAUAAGCCCCAGUGGUGCAUCGAUCACGAGGAGUGGUCACUGUAUCUGUUCUCCCGUGAAAACAAAUUUCGCCAGAUAUGUCAGAGAGUCAUAGGGCACAGGAUGUUCGACCAUGUGGUGCUGGUGUUCAUCUUCCUAAACUGCAUCACCAUCGCUCUGGAGCAUCCCAACAUUAAAAAUGAUAGCACGGAACGGUGGUUUCUGUCUGUAUCCAAUUACGUUUUCACUGUGAUCUUCAUCGCUGAAAUGACUGUGAAGGUGGUGGCUCUCGGCUUCUACUCAGGAAAAGACACUUAUCUCCAGAGCACCUGGAACGUGCUGGACGGCAUAUUGGUCUUUGUGUCCAUCCUGGACAUCCUGGUGUUUCUGUCUUCCUCUAACGGCAACCGCAUCCUGGGCAUCCUGCGAGUGCUGCGUCUCUUGAGGACCCUGCGGCCCCUCAGGCUCAUAAGUCGAGCCCCUGGCCUGAAGUUGGUUGUAGAGACGCUGUUCUCAUCUCUGCGACCUAUUGGGAACAUCGUAUUGAUUUGCUGCGCCUUCUUUAUUGUCUUUGGCAUUCUGGGAGUUCAGCUUUUCAAGGGGAAAUUUUUCCAAUGCGAAGGGCCGGACAUUCGAAAUAUCACAUCCAGGACUGAAUGCCUGCAAGCCGGCCCUUCUUACCGGUGGAUACGGAAGAAGUACAACUUUGAUAAUUUAGGCCAGGCUCUGAUGUCACUGUUUGUAUUGUCCUGCAAAGAUGGCUGGGUGAACAUCAUGUACGAUGGCCUGGAUGCUGUCGCAGUGGGUGUACAGCCGAUCCGUAACCACAACCCGUGGAUGCUGCUCUACUUCAUUUCCUUCCUGCUGAUCGUCAGCUUCUUUGUGCUCAACAUGUUUGUGGGCGUGGUGGUGGAGAACUUCCACAAGUGCCGGCAGGACCAGGAGAUAGAGGAGGCGGCGCAGCGCGAGGCCAAGAAGCAGCGGCUCAUGGAGAAAAAGCGCCGGAAGGCUCAGCAGAGGCCCUACUACGAGGACUACCAUCCGGUCCGCCUCUACAUCCAUAUGCUGUGCACCAACCACUACCUGGACCUGUUCAUCACCUGCAUUAUCGGCAUCAACGUGAUCACCAUGUCCAUGGAGCACUACGAGCAGCCCGGGUACCUUAACAAGGCUCUGGCGUACUGCAACUAUGUCUUCACCGCCUUCUUCGUCAUCGAGGCCCUGCUCAAGCUCAUUGCGUUCGGGCUCCGGCGCUUUUUCAAAGACAGAUGGAAUCAGCUGGACUUGGCCAUCGUGCUUCUGUCCAUAGUGGGGAUCACACUCGAGGAGAUCAACAUGAGCGCUGCCCUUCCUAUCAACCCCACCAUCAUACGCAUCAUGAGGGUCCUGAGGAUCGCCAGAGUGCUGAAGUUGUUAAAGAUGGCCACAGGCAUGCGGGCUCUGCUGGAUACUGUGAUGCAGGCUUUACCUCAGGUGGGGAAUCUGGGCUUGCUGUUCAUGCUGCUCUUCUUCAUUUAUGCGGCGCUCGGAGUGGAGCUGUUCGGGAAACUGGAAUGCACCGAUGAGAACCCGUGCGAAGGCCUGAGCAGACACGCCACGUUCGACAACUUUGGCAUGGCCUUCCUGACUCUCUUCAGGGUGUCCACGGGGGACAAUUGGAAUGGCAUCAUGAAGGACACUCUAAGGGAGUGCACAAAAGAGGACAAGCACUGCCUGAGCUACCUGUCCUGGGUGUCGCCCAUCUACUUUGUGACAUUCGUGCUGAUGGCCCAGUUCGUACUGGUCAACGUGGUGGUGGCCGUGCUCAUGAAGCACCUGGAGGAGAGCAACAAGGAGGCGAAGGAGGAAGCCAGGAUGGACGCCGAGAUCGAGGAGGAGAUGGAGAUGGAGCGGCGCCUGAGUCACGUGUCCACCACCAGCUUCAUGGGCGGCGACGGCAGGGGCAUUUACGUGGGGCCCACGCCCGACUCACCUGGGCAGGAUGAAGUGUUGCAAAGUGCAGAAGAAAAUCCACUGUCUCUGCGGAAACUGUCUGUGGCCAGAAUGCACUCCCUGACUAACGACAGCUACAUGUUCCGCCCCGUGAGGCCAGCCAGUGCUCCAUACCCGACCCAGGGGAACGAGCCUGGCCACGGCUACGUCCACUCAGGCUCCGUUACGUCGGUCCACUCCCAGCCAUGUGAGGGCCACUCCUUGCUCCAGGUGCCAGGCAUCACCCCACUGACCCAGCUUUCCAAGGGCCUGCCCAGGAUCCCCCCACCCAAGCCCUCCCCCUUCAAGUCUCUGCGCAGACAGGAGGCCAUUAAGCAUGACUCUAUUGAGGUGCAGAGCAGCGAGGCCAGAGAGAGCCUGGAGAGACAGGGCUCCGCCGGACCGUACGACCUCCCGGUGCCGCACGUGCCCAACCCGAGCAACAGCAGCCCGCAGGCCUCGCCACUGCUGCCGCCACGCUCGCGCUCGCCCACCGUGCGCACCCUGCAGGACCCGUACGGCCAGCGCAGUGUCCAGCGGUCGCACCAGCACCCGCACGCGCCCAGCCUGGCCAGCAGCAACACCAGCACCAGCACCAGCCCCAGCGGCUCCAUGUUCGACUCGACCGACCCCACCGACGAGGAGGUGCGCUACAUCAACAGCGGCGCCAAGCUGUGGUCGGCGGGCGGAGGAGCGGCGGCGGUUGUGGCGCCAGGGGGGGCCGAGGAGGCGCGCAGCCACUCGCUCUCGCCCUACGCCUCUGCCCCCGUGGGCUCCUCCCUCCAGCUGGCCAAGAACUGUGGCAGCGCGGCCAGCUUGGCGGCCCACAGGGACAAGGAGCUGAAGAAGUUCUUCAGCGUGGACACCAAAGGCUUCCUGGACAAGCCGCCGCCAUGCGGCGUCGCCGCCGUCGGCGGGGACGACUUGCGACGCCACUCCAUCGAGUUCUGCCCCUCGAUGGAAGACGCCGACGAGGUGUUCGACCAGGCGCUGGCGGAGAUCCGGCACCCGCCCAUGCGUGGCCAGUCCCUCCACAUCCCCCGGAAGAAAAAGACGAGUCCCCCCUGCAUCUCUGUGGAGGCCCUCCCGGAGGCCGAAGCCAGCCCUGCGCCGCGUAAGGCCAGCGCGUCUAAGAGCAGCACGCUGUUGCGCAGACGGACGGCCUCGAGCGAACAGACGCAACUGCAGACGCAACGCGACUCCGUGGAUCUUCUGGAGCAUCAGGUGCUUCAAAACCAGCCUCUCCUGAGCAGACAGGACAAGCUCCAGGCCCUCGGUGGGGGUGGUGGUGGUGGCGAGUACCAGGCCCUGCCGCAGAUCAUGUUUGAUCAGACCGACCUUACAGACAUGGACAUGGGCACAGACGGCCUGUCAAGCCCCCUGCUGGACACCAACCCACUUCCGCAUCCCUCUCCAUUUGAGGAGUCCACUGAUUUUGACAGGACAGCUCUGUGACGAAAAGAAUAAAAAAAAACGUACAAACAAACGAGGGUGCCAGCCAAAUGUUUUUUUUUUGUCUGACGUGUCACUCAAUGCACAUUCUUCGAUGAGAGGUCGCCGCACGGCCAGACAUUGACCUUUCGGUUUCAGUAGCCAAAGUUCAAAAACUUUGUUGCAUUGUUUGUCCCAGGCGUGACAUCGGUCAUCCUAAAGCCAGCCAGGAAAGGUGGCCGCAUUGCUUAGGUUCAGCUCUUGCCCUGACCCUGACACAAGCGUGCGGUGGUACAAGGUGUUGGACAUGGGUUAUGCAAUUUCAGGUUUCCGUCUGGAACUCUGACAUUUAUGUUAGUCCUGACCUCAAUCACAUUGAUCUGAGCGCUGGAUACCUGUCAAGUUUCAUUUACACACUGUUGCGUCUUAAGGCCUUUGCACACUAAAAUCCCCAAAUUUUGGUCACUAAAUACAGAAGGCUGGAGUAGGAAACCUCGUUCACUAACCUGUGUUUGAUUUUUAUUUUUGUUUAAAGAUGUAAACAUGAUUGACACAAUAUGGCCUUGUAUUUUUUUUUUUCAUUCGUGUGACAAUUUCGGACAAAAAAUAUGUGUGCAAAGGCCUUCAUUCACAUUUGCCCACUUUUGUCAUGGACCUGGCUACAUCCUUUCUUUCCUGUUAAAGGCAGAGUAUAGAAGAAGAAUACUAGUAAGAGCUGUACACAUUCAGUACUGUACAUCCUACAGUCUAAAUAGAAGAAAUAUUGUAUCAAUGAUGAAAAUAGCUCUAUUCAUAUCCACAUAUUUUUAUAGAGAUCUAUAAUGUUUUUUGCACAUAUCGAUUUGAAUUUCAAGUUGGAUGUUCUUUUUGUUGUCCUCCUGUGAAUGUACAUUUCUUUUUUAAGAAAGUCAAAUAGCAGUGGGAUUGAUUCCAGGCAAUUUAGACCUACUGAUAUUGAAAUACUUUUUAUUUUUUUAUUGGGAGGUGGGGGUAACGACAAUGUCAGUGUAGAUCCGACGAAAACCAAACUACAACCAACAAUCUGUAGCCUGAGUGCAAUAUACUGUGUGUGUUUAUGUUAGUCUGCCCUGUUAGGUUGCUUGUGUUUUACCACCAUAACCACAGACAGACACACACACACACACACACACACACACACACACACACACACAUAUAUAUAUAUAUAUAUAUAUAUA